This is a messenger RNA of Pungitius pungitius (ninespine stickleback), 2092 nucleotides long. RefSeq lists its product as uncharacterized. The coding region runs from base 224 to 1861 and encodes 545 amino acids. Gene Ontology annotation, molecular function: protein binding. The record is from RefSeq and is a predicted model, not a curated record. The transcript has 13 exons. NCBI's taxonomy places the organism in Eukaryota, Metazoa, Chordata, Actinopteri, Perciformes, Gasterosteidae.
GGCGUCGCUGUAAGGACAGCUAAACACGCAGACUGUAUCGUCAACAUCCGGCGACACGUCUCCCAAACACUCUGCUGGGAGUAUCUGAUGCAUGUUUUUUAUUUUAAACAUAUCCAGGCUUCUCAUUAAAGGCCAAUGUUGCGUCUCGACCCCUUCUGACAACCUGUGAUUGAGUCGGGCUAUUUUAUACUGUCAACUCGCAGCGCCUCACCACGAGCUUCAAAUGGGGGACGUGAGGAAGCUGCAGAAGAAGUUGAGACAGAUUGGAAAUCUGGAAAUAAAAAUCAGUCUAACCCCAGAGGAGAGAUUCAAGAUCUCCAGGAAGGCGGAGCUGCGCUCCAGAUUGGCUGAGCUUCAGCUGCAGCUUUCUGGCCCACAGCAAACUCCUGGGAUUGUGGAAGACGGAGAGAAGGAGAAGAUGAAAAGACAAGUGGAAGAAGCCCCUGGGGCCCUCCCAUCACAAACGCCUCCAGCGUCCAAGAUCCUGAAGGGAGAAGAGCAGUCCAAAGCCCGAGUCACGCCAGCCCCGGGCGGCAGGCAGAGGGAGACCGGAAGGGCAGCAGAGAUAGGCGGGCAGCCGGACAGGACGGAGCCGGCCAAGGUGCCAGAUAACCGCUCUGACUUUGACACCGAGCCGCAACAGGAAGAUGCUGAAUUUGCAUCCCUCAAAUCGUCUUGGGGGAAGGCAAAGUUUCGCUUGAGGCUGUUGGAGGGUCACAAUGACAUAGUCACCUGUGUGGUUGCUGUUGACAACCUGGUGAUUUCUGGAAGCCGAGAUACAACGGUGAAGGUGUGGCACGUUCCCACGGCAACAGAGCACAAGAACCUGGGAGGUCACGCCGGUGGAGUCACCUGUCUGUCUGCGCCUCCCCCCGAGUACUGCAAGAUGCUGGCCCGGUGCCUGUCUUUGUCCGACAAGGAGAGGUUUAUCUUGAGUGGCUCAGCAGACUGCUAUGUGAAGAUCUGGGCCCUGAGCAUUGGGCAGUGUGUCAAGUCUAUCUACACAUUCAACGCUGUGACUGCGCUCUGCUUUGCGCCAGAGGACGAAGGAUACAUUAUCACCGGAUCAGACGGGGGGAAAGUUCAAGCCUGGAGCUGGCACAAUUUUGAAAACUGCCAGUCAAUCAACGCUCACCAGGAAGCAGUCACCUCCGUCCAGACUCAGGGUCCACUGGUGUUCAGCGGCGCGGCCGAUGGAGGGGUUUCAGUGUGGGAGAACCGGUGUUCAGUUCGUGACCCCCUGAGGCUGCUGCACCACUGGGGCGGGGAGGUGACGGGCUGUGGGGGGGGGGCGGGCGGCCGUCUGACACUCAGCCCGCGGGGAGACAGAGCGUUCCUGGCUUAUGGUCGGUCCUGGCUCAAGAUUCUGCACUGGAGGACCGGCGCCAUGUCCAGACUGACCAAUCACAACAGCAUCACCGGGGUAACAGAUUGUGUUCACCAGACAGGAGGCCUCCUAAUUGGCUCCUGCCACGAUCUUGCGAAUGGAGAGAGCUCGCUUAACGUGUUCUCUCUGCCUCAGUGUCGGUACCUGGCCUCCCUGACCUGGCCCGAUGCUCCCAGAAUUCUCUGCUUUGCGGCGUGGACCACAGGGAGCGGAGGCCACCGAUGGGUCACCGGAGGUCGCGACCUCGUGGUAUGGGAGCAGCUCCCCGGUUCCGGGAAGCAGAGGGGUGAUGUCACCGCGAAGAGAGACAUUAGGUUGGAGUCGUGUUUGCUGGAGUCGGAGGGGGACACAGAGGAUGACGAGGGGACUGACGAUUACGACGAUGACGACGAUGACAACAACGGUGAAGCAAAAGAGUCUGCCGGGGCGGAGGACGGAGGGUCCGCCUCGUGGCUACGCUGCGUUCUCCAGUGAUGCUCAUGCUGAGGACACCACGGCCUGCAGCCAUGAAGAGGAAAUGAGAGGGAGGGAGCGUAGUGACAGCCAAGGAGGGUGCAGGGGAAGGAAGUGUGACAGACUGAGUGUCAAGUGUGCGUGUGGAUGCAGAUUGUGAGUGUGUUAGUGUGAGUGAUGGGCAGAUUGUUUUCUAUGUAAAUAUUAUUUACACAACACAAUAAAGAUGUCACCUUGUGACUCUCACCUCCA